Molecule: messenger RNA, 1971 nt
Organism: Alosa alosa (allis shad)
Lineage: Eukaryota; Metazoa; Chordata; Actinopteri; Clupeiformes; Clupeidae
Product: tumor necrosis factor receptor superfamily member 14-like
Exons: 9
Coding region: 223-990 (255 amino acids)
Biological process (GO): positive regulation of peptidyl-tyrosine phosphorylation; defense response to Gram-positive bacterium; signal transduction
Cellular component (GO): external side of plasma membrane; membrane
Molecular function (GO): protein binding; transmembrane signaling receptor activity
Source: RefSeq, a predicted model, not a curated record
CUACUCGUCCUUUCACUUUUACACUUUCACUGAAAGAGCAACCGCAAGCACCAGCAAGUCAGGUUGGUGGUCGGCACCGAUUUCACAAUGCCAAGGAAUACGGACAGAGUUUGAGGACAUGUGACAAGGACCAGGGCCCAAUGUGCAUUUAGGUGCCAGACUGCAUGGAGGAUGAGAUUUUCCAGACUACCCUUAAUCCUGCUGAGAUGAAUACUGGACAUAAUGUGGAGAUUCCUGACAGCGUUGACCACAGUUGUGUGUCUUCCUGGUUCCUGUGGGAUAUGCAUGGGCUUCUGUGGUCCAGCCGAGUAUGAAGUACAAGAGGAAUGCUGCCCUAUGUGUGGCCCUGGAUAUUAUGUGUAUAAUCACUGCACAGAACUGACCAGCACAUCAUGUGCUCCUUGUCCCUCAUCUACCUACAAUGAAGCACAGAGUGGACUGGUAUCAUGCAGAUCAUGUACAGUAUGUGACUCCACUGCAGGUCUAAGAGUGAAGAGGGCGUGCAGCUCCACCUCAGACACACUCUGUGAGCCUCUGGAAGGUCACUACUGCACUGACCCAAUCAAAGAUGGCUGCAGAGGAGCUGUGGAACACACAAAGUGCUCACCAGGGCAGUACAUCAAACACAAUGGUUCAGCUUCCUCAGAUAUUGUGUGUGGUGACUGUGUAGGUGACACAUACUCAGAUGGAACAUUCACAUCCUGCAGACCACACACACAGUGUGGAUCAGGAUAUCAGCUGAUAAAGGAAGGCACAUCAUCAUCUGAUGCUGAAUGUAAAAACUAUUUGAUUGAAGUCAUAACUUCAGUACUAGCCACAGUGGGCCUCCUGACCCUUAUUGCAGUAGCAGUAGUAUUGAUUUUUAAAAGAAAUCAGGAUUCCAAGAAGAGGCAAGGAGUUGAUAAUCAUACAGCACAAUAUAGAAAUGACAGAAGUUCCACAAAUGUGCUGUUGCAUCAGAAAUCAGAUGAUGAAACUAAGAAGAUGUGAUGAAUGACUGGCAGUGUCACUGCUACGGCCAUCUAACAGGGGUGUGAAUAGCUCAACUGUGUGGCCUAUGCUAUCAUACCAGCAUACCUACAUUUGUGCAAAUAGACACUCUGAAUAAGGUAUGCUGUUUGCAUCACUGUAUAAUUAGAAGUGCUAUUGGUACCCUGGUGUAUAUAGUAAUGUGUGCUAUUUACACCCUGGUCCGUGAACUAGCUAAUUGUUACAAUCAAAACUUCCAUUUGAGAACUGAUUUCUUCUUCAAAUUGUGUGCUUUCUCAGCAGAGAUGUUGGUACACAUGCACACUUCCACUUCCACUUGUCUUUACCAAAACACUUCACACAGGAAUCGAACCUCAGUCUCUCACAUAUUUUUAUAUUAAAAACGCUAUACCACUGAGCUAUCCCCUUCCACACCCAGAUGAGAGUUUGCAGGCAAAUUUGUAGUUAAUAGGCCUGAGCGUCAUAAUCACAAAAUUUCUGUUAACUAACAAACUGACAGUUGUAUGUAUUCACUGAACAAAGAUUAUGAAAAUAAAAAACAUUUUUUCCACCCAAAACUUAAUUUGAACAGAUAUUAGUACCGAAACCUUUCAAAAUGCUUCCCUUUCUGCUGACGAAAAAACGAAUGUCCGGCAUGUUUUUUGUGCACGCGAGCAAAGUAUUUUUGUUGUUACAUCACAGAGUGUGAAUAGCUCAGCUGUGUGGCCAAGGCUAUUCGUACCAGGGGUGCAAAUAGACACUCGGUUUAGGUUCCAGAUACACAGUCAUGUUAAUGCAUCUGCAUUUAUAAUCGUGCAAUUUGUGACCACUGGCACUGAGCCAUUUGCAGUGUGAAACAUGACUUGAAACCUCACACCGCAAUUACAGUAUGAAACAUGGCUUAAAACCUUACACCACAAUUACAGGGCACAUGUAUAUGAUGGCAAAGGCUCCUAAACAUGAAAAUGUUUAUUUUAUAAUGUGUACUAAGUUUCAUGCUUU